Molecule: messenger RNA, 1021 nt
Organism: Rubroshorea leprosula
Lineage: Eukaryota; Viridiplantae; Streptophyta; Magnoliopsida; Malvales; Dipterocarpaceae
Source: the annotation of a GenBank genome assembly
UCACGUCAAACCUGCUCCUAUUACCGGAAAGUUCCCCCGGCAAAGAUGGCAGCCUCGGGGUUUUCGUCCCAGUUUCUUCUUUCUCUCAUCCUCUGUUCCUUGGUUUCAGCCUCUGCAGAUUUCUUCCAGGACGUGGUGCCAACAUGGGGUGGCCCCCAUGUUCAAAUACUCAACGGAGGCCGGCUUCUCACCCUCACCAUGGACCAGAAAAAUGGUGGUGCUGGAUUCAGCUCCAAAGUUGACUUUCUUUUUGGAAGGUUUGAUAUGCAAAUGAAGCUCAUUCCUGGUAACUCUGCUGGAACAGUUACAACUUUCUACUUAACUUCUGGUGAUGAACCGAAUCACGAUGAAAUUGAUUUUGAAUUCUUAGGCAAUACAAGUGGUUCCCCUUACACUGUCCAUACAAAUGUGUUUAUCAAUGGGCAAGGGGGCAGGGAGGAAGAGUUCAAACUCUGGUUUGACCCAUCAGCAAAUUUUCACUCUUACUCCAUUGUAUGGGGUCCUCAAGCUAUUAUGUUCUUUGUGGAUAACAUCCCGAUCAGAGUGUAUGGCAACCAACAAGGAACUCCUUACCCGCAUACCCGGAGGAUGAAGGUGUUAGCUAGCCUCUGGAAUGGAGAAGGAUGGGCUACAAGGGGAGGAAAGGUGAAGCUGGAUUGGGCCAAGGCACCUUUCAUAACAUACUACAGAAACUAUUUAGCCACCGAUGCCUGGCAAAUUCAAAGGCUGGAUCCAAAAGGAAGGAUUCUGCUGAAAUGGGCGCAGAAGAAUUACAGGACUUACUACUAUUGCCAUGACUUCGAAAGGUUUAGCCAUUAUGGUGGUCGCCCACAAGAAUGCAGGCGGCCUAGGGCCAGGAAGGGGAAGGCGAUAGGGAAGCAACAUUGAGUGAUUGACCUAUUCGAUGAUGUUUCUUGACAAAAGAGAGAAAGUGGUUUGGGACUCAUAACCCACAGGUUUUACACAUUUUUGGGUGAAAAGAGCAAAAAUGGCUGCUGAAAUCGGCUCACCCAUUUUGUUA